CGUGCUGAUGGCAGCAGCAGUGCGGGGAGUCCUGGGAGGUGGUGGCUUGGCAAACACAAAGCCUACGGCCCCCUUCUCGAUCUUCCCACAAAGGAGAUGUCAGACCUGACCGGCAACGUGCCAGGAGGAGAAGGCAGGCUGGUCUGACAGAAGAGGCGCGUAGGUGCAGAAUUAAGAGGCACACCUGAAUGAAGCCAGCAAGGAAUUGCGGUGCCCUGACAAACAGCACAUGCUGAGCGUUUGCCCCCAGUUGUGUCCAACUGUUGCAAAAUGUGGAAUAUAUAAAACUGUGCUUAAGAAAGGACGUCAUUUCAAGUUGGACCUUCGUGUACUUUCAAGCCCAGCACCACUCUGGUCCGGCUGUGGUGGGACCGGGGGUGUUAUUUUGCCGCAAUGCUUUUUAGCCACUUUUCCUGGCACCCCACGUGGGUCCGGCGCACCAUGUGCCCCGGAAGAGGGGCUCGCCCGCCUGGCCGCAGGUAAUGCUCGGGUGGGCUCGGUGCCCGCCCCCGGGGGUGUCCGAGGCUCGUCCCGCCCCUGCCUCCCGCGGACUUCCCGGCCGUGGCAGGGCGCUGUGGCCGCGGCGGCUUCCAGCCCGCCCCCAGCGCUGCCAGCGCACAUCGUGGGCUCGCCCCGCUCGGUCAGGCGAGUGAUUCCCCGCUCCCGGACUCGGUUCGGCUCCGCGGGCCCCGCAGCCGCCGUGCGGGAUCGGGCAGGGCCGGGCGGGCUCCCCCGGCAGAGCCGAUGUCCGCCGCGCCCGUCCGGUCCCCGACGCUUCGGCCGCACAGGAUGAAGAAAGAGGAGUCGUUCCUGGGCAAGCUCGGCGGGACCCUGGCCAGGAAGAAGAAAGCCAAGGAGGUGAGUGACCUCCAAGAAGAAGGUAAAAAUGCCAUCAAUGCACCAAUGAACCCAAGCACUGUGGACAUCCAUCCAGAAGACACACUAUUAGAGGAGAAUGAGGAACGCACGAUGAUUGAUCCUAACUCAAAAGAAGACCCCAAGUUCAAGGAACUGAUCAAGGUUCUCAUUGACUGGAUUAAUGAUGUGCUAGUGGAGGAGAGAAUCAUUGUCAAACAGCUUGAAGAAGACCUUUAUGAUGGGCAGGUGCUGCAAAAGCUGCUGGAAAAAUUGGCUGACCGUAAAUUGAAUGUGGCAGAGGUGACACAAUCUGAAAUUGGUCAGAAGCAGAAGUUGCAGACGGUCUUGGAAGCUGUCCAUGAUUUACUCCGACCCCAUGGCUGGACAAUCAAGUGGAAUGUUGACUCCAUCCAUGGCAAGAAUUUGAUUUCCAUCCUUCACCUUCUGGUGGCUUUGGCCAUGCAUUUCCGAGCUCCCAUCCGGCUGCCGGAGCACGUGUCUGUGCAAGUGGUGGUUGUUCGGAAACGUGAAGGCCUCCUUCAGACCACUCAUGUUUCAGAGGAGCUGACGACCACAACAGAGAUGAUGAUGGGAAGAUUUGAGCGUGAUGCCUUUGACACGCUUUUUGAUCACGCACCAGACAAGCUCAGCGUAGUCAAAAAGUCUCUGAUCACCUUUGUGAACAAACACUUGAAUAAACUGAAUUUGGAAGUAACGGAGUUGGAAACCCAGUUUGCAGAUGGUGUUUACUUGGUUUUGCUCAUGGGUCUCCUCGAGGACUAUUUUGUUCCACUUCACAACUUCUACUUAACACCUGAAAGUUUUGAUCAAAAGGUGCACAAUAUUUCUUUUGCUUUUGAGCUGAUGCAAGACGGAGGCCUGAAGAAGCCAAAAGCUCGCCCUGAAGAUGUUGUCAAUUUGGACUUGAAGUCUACCCUCAGGGUUCUGUACAACCUUUUCACAAAGUACAAGAACAUUGAGUGAUCCUGGAAGCUGCUGAGGUCUCAUCAUCCUUCAACCUCCUCAGGCAGAAGUUACAAUAAACACACCCUCUGCAUGCUCCUAUUGUGCCUUAUGAUAUAUACUUCUUGCAUUCUUCCUAUAGUUGAUGUGUUCUCUCUGUAGCUGUUUGUAAGACAAUCCCACUAAAAAUGAUGCAUCUGUAUUCUCUAGGUCACUUGAAAAUGUGGUGUUUCACACUUUUGCCAAACGGAUCUGUUGUUUGCUAUAAUCCAUGAAUGUUCUUUUGAGAAAGGAAAUAUACCACUAACUACUUUAAUAAGCAGGGAAAACAUGAGACCUUCCUCAUGGCUUGAGAUUCUUUGCUUCUGCAGACUUUCUUUUGCAUACUCCUUGGUUGCAACACGCAUUUGAUAAUUUUCCAGACUUAGAGUGUUAACAGUAGAAAACCACCACUGGAAUUUUUUUAGAAGCUGAGCCUUUUCUAUUAAAUAAGGGUUUGUGUGUUCUCCUGGUUUGGUUGGGCUGAGGGGAAUUACAGGCACUGUGUGAAGCUAAGGGCAAAAGCUUCAGUUUUUGUGUUCACCUCUUUCUACUCAGUGUUACUUCCAUUCAGUGUUUACACAGAAUAGUUGCAAUGGGAUGACCAACUAAUCUUUUGAUGUCUAUUUUUUAUUUAAUCUAUUUUCUAGGAGAAAUUUGAUUGCUAGGGCCACUGUCCGCCUCUAAGCAGGCAGCUUCGGUCAGGUUGAUCAGGAGCUGGUCACACAGGCACAGGCUGGAUUAGUACAUUUGCCCCUGUCCUUCCUGAAACUAACACAGGAAACGUGCUGCAACAGGAGCCAUCUGAGUGGGGUUUUGAGAAGAUCAUUGUGGAGGAAAUGGGAUUGGCAUUUCCAGAGUAUAUGAUAUGUGGAAUAUGUGUUCAAGAUCACCCUCUUCCUUUGAGCAUGUAGAGGAGAGAUUUCAUUGCUGCUUUUAUGUAUCACAGCAGCAACUUUUGUUUUAUGGGCAGCCAUUCCUUUCAGUGAAACACUAGGCAGAGUGACCUGAAGGAGAGGAGCAGGCAGAAUUGCUCUGCUCCAUGGGCUUACUUGAAUCAGCAUCUUCUUUCCCUAAAAAUAUUUUUUUUACACCAAGCAUUAUUUGCCUUUGAGCUCAGGUUCAAGAGGAAACAUGCUAUUUGAAUGGUAUCAUUUUACAAUUGGGAUUUUCUCCUUCCCUUUUCUUCCCUUCUUAAACAUUUUUUCAUCUCAGAGGGAGAGAAAUGAGCUUCUGCUUCUUUACUUUGUAUUUUUGGGUUCUAGUAUUUGCAUUAUUUGGAUCACCUCCCCUCGGACUGAAAAAAAAAAAGAUGGAAGUUACCCUUUCUUUGCAUGAAAAUUCAGAUUUCCUCUUCUCUGCAAGGCUUGCUGGGGAAUCUUUGCAUGACUGUACUUUAGGAAGGAGCUAACAUAUCACUGUUUAUACUGAGUCUGGAAUAAGUGGAUGUGCUGUUCAGAUGGGGCCUCUAAACUCCACCACAACACCAACAGAGCAGACUUGCACAGCUGCCAAGGCUUCGUGGGACAGCUCUCCUGCAGGUGAAUAAAAUUGGUCUAACUUUUGUUCUGAGAAACAAAAGUAUCAUGAGGUUGGAAGGUCACUGAAUGGAAAGGUCUCUCAAACUUUUAGUUCAAUGCAGGGUUAUUUGCAGGAAUCAAGUCUGUUCAAGAGUUGUUAUUCCACUCCCCUUCAGGUGGGAGAGAUGUGGAGAUGCCAGCUUUGUUUAUAUUCUCUGAGUUGCUGGGAAAGCCCUCCAGAGAGUGUCAUUUUUGAAACUGCAAGCAGUAUUAAUAACAAAAGCAAACAGAAGUUAGAAAGAAGAGAUGGGUGAGAGUGAUUUGGCUUUAUAAAGGGGAAUGGCUGUUUUUGAGCUAGGCAUGUGAGCAGGUUAUAACAGGUUGUAAAAGAGCGUCUGUUUUGUUGAAUUAGGUGUUUCUGGUCCCCUUGCUACAACCAUGGGUCUCCUUUAGCAGUCCUUCUGUUAAUAUCCCUAUCAGCCAGGACUGCUCCCUAGAUCAGGUGUCACAGCCUGUUCUGUUGUGGCCUUGCUUGUUGGUAGAUGUUGCACAGGGAAAACACUUUUUUCAUUCCUUGGCUCCUGGCUGUCUGGCUAGCUCACUGAUCUGUAGACACUGUAUUUAUUGUUAACUAGAUUUGUGAGCAGGGUAGGUUGCACUGAAGUGUGGCUUCAUCCCAGACAGCCCAGUUUCCAGGCUGAGCUAUGUAGGUAAAGCUUUUCUGAAUGCCUGCUUUUGUCAUACCUUUCUGUGACACAUGCACCAAAAUUCUUUGCCUCUCAGAAAGUUGAGUCAGUGUUAAAAAUGUGAUUCAUGAUAUCUUUGUGUUACUGGGGUUUUACAUAUGGAUACUAGUCUGAAUCCUGUUGAGUUCAUUUGGAAUGCUGAAUGCUCUACAGCAUUAAAGCUCCUGCAUUUGUAAGUAUUUAAUGAAUGUCUGUCUUUUCCAGUCCAUACAACUUGAUUUUCAGGUGCAUUUACUUGACACACUCAGUUAGUGAGCUGUAUUACCACAGAAGCAGCUCAGAUAGUCCUCAGCUGCAUUCUGUUUUUCAAGAUGAAAACCCGACAGUAGCAGAUUUUUUAAAUCAAUUUAAACCUCAUAGAAUUUCUUCCUUCUCUUCCCCAUGCCCCAGUGCUUUCAGUAUUAAUGUAUUUUUAAGAGCCUUUUUUACUGUUUUUAACAGCAUUUACUCUGGAUUUCUAACUACUAAAAACCAGCCUUGCAGAUAAAGUUCUGGACUUGUCAUACGUUGGAGACGUCCAUCUUAGUGAUAAGAGUUGUGUACUGUAAGCAAGUUACAAUGCAAUGCUAUGUUUGCUAAAAUUCACAGCACAAAUGUUUAUGCAUGGUUUUUGACAAUUAUACUAUUUAUUCAAAUAAAAAAAUAAUGAUCA
Messenger RNA from Parus major (Great Tit), 4778 nucleotides. It is a transcript of the gene PARVB, whose product is annotated as parvin beta. The transcript has 13 exons. The record is from RefSeq and is a predicted model, not a curated record. NCBI's taxonomy places the organism in Eukaryota, Metazoa, Chordata, Aves, Passeriformes, Paridae. Gene Ontology annotation, biological process: lamellipodium assembly; establishment or maintenance of cell polarity; substrate adhesion-dependent cell spreading. Gene Ontology annotation, cellular component: cytoplasm; lamellipodium; actin cytoskeleton. Gene Ontology annotation, molecular function: actin binding. Bases 745 to 1842 code for a protein of 365 amino acids.